CCAGAAGUGAGGAAACGAAACCUAAAGGCGACGCUGUGUUUGGAGUUCACUGCGCUGUACCGAAGAUCUUCAUUAAGCUGUAAAUUCUGCUCGAGCAUCUCUCACAUCCUUCAUCAUGGCAGAAGUGACAGACAGUGUGGCUCUGCUGAGCCUCGAGGAUGAUCUGACCUGCAGCAUCUGCUUGUGUCCUUUUGAUGAGCCGGUGAGUCUGAACUGUGGUCACAGCUUCUGCCGCGGGUGUCUCGAAGAGACGUGGAACAGUGCAAGCUCCUACUACUGCCCGCACUGCCGUGCACACUACCUCACCAAGCCAGAUCUGAAGAAGAACACGGUGCUCAGUGCGGUGGUCGACACCUUCAGGGCCAAAGCUGGUACUGGAGCAGGGUUAGACGGAGGUCCAGAUGCUGGCUUCGGUGCUGCUGGUGUGCCACGCUCGCCACGUUACGAGCCCAAGCCCAUCAUGUGCGACAUGUGCAGCGAGGCCAAGGCAGUGAAAACGUGUCUGACUUGCAUCACAUCGUUCUGCGCAGAGCACGUGCGCCCUCACCUGGAGAACCCGCUGUUCCGUGCGCACGAGCUGUGUGAGCCGCUUGCCGACCUCGCGGAACGGCUGUGUCCUGAGCAUGGGAAGCUGAUGGAGUUCUACUGCGCACGCCACGAGAGGAGCAUCUGCAGCAGCUGUUUGCAGCAGAGUCACAAGGAGUGUGGAUUCUCCACUCCCAAUGAACAGCGCAUGAAGAUAGAGUCUGAACUGCGGGACAAGCUGAACAUUCUGGACGGGAAAACGGAAAAGAACCAGCUGGUCAUAACGCAGAUGAGGGAGCAGCAAGCUAAGCUCAAGGAAAUGGCGGUGGUGCGUAAGCGCGCUCUGGAGGCGGAGUAUCAACAGAUUCGGGAGAUGUUGCAGAGGGAUGAGCGAGAGGCCUUGGACAGUCUAGAUAAAGACCUGGAGAGCGGCAUCACCAAGCUCAACGCCCUCAUGAAGAAAUUCAACCAGAAUAUCGACAAGAUGAGCUCCACCAGAGCUGAGAUCAACAACCUGCUGGCCAAAUCCCACUCUCUGGACUUCUUACAGGCGUCUGUGGAAAUGCCCUCUGUGGUGAACUUUGACCCUUACUCCCCACGAAUCAACCUGGACUCCAAGCGUGUCAUCGCAUACCACUCCAGCAUCAUUGGCCUGAAGGAGCAGAUUAAUAAAAUUCUGCGUGAGCCCGUGGACAACAGGAUUUCCCUCCUCAAACCAGAUUUGGUAAAGCCGGUUCCUGGUGAAGGUGAGACGAGUGAAACACAGAAAAGUGAAACACAGAAAAGUGAAACACAGAAAAGUGAAACACAGAAACGUGAAACACAGAAAAACAAAAUCGGUGCUGCUGGAGCUUCGGUUAAUCUGCCAAACCCGAGGGAAACUGGUUCUACCCCGAGUGAAGACCCCCAAACCCCGAACUCCGGAUUUCAGCCCAAGGGUGGUCCUGGAGGAGCGAGGAGGAAACCUCAGCCGAGAGACAAAAGGGAGAACCGAGAUCACAAAGAUCACAAAGAGCACAAAGAUCACAAAACAGAAAGGAGAAAAGGUCCUGGCAAAGGAAUGAAUCCGGCAUUGUCCAAGAGCAUGGAAUUUCUGGAUAAUCUGAAUACAAGACCUUUUGUUGCAGCUCCAGUCGAUAUGAGUUCAGCAACCAUCGGCGCUGCUACGAGAAGCGAACUGUUGAAGUAUGCCGCCACGCUCACCUUUGACUUCCGGACAGCGCAUAAACGAGUGGCGCUCUCUGAGAACAACACCAAGGCGUCCGUAUCGGACGAGCCGUCUCCGUAUCCAGACAUCCCUCCUCGCUUCACCGUGUGCUCACAGGUGCUCUGCGGUCAGGGCUUUUCUCGCGGCCGCCAUUACUGGGAGGUCAAAAUGAGCAGCAAUAACUUCUGCGGCUUGGGUCUGGCAUAUGCCUCCAUCGAUCGCAAAGGUCCUUCCAGCCGCCUGGGCCGUAACGCCCAGUCCUGGUGCAUCGAGUGGUUUAACAUCAAGCUUUCAGCAUGGCACAACAGCAGCGAGAAGGUGCUGGCCAACCCGAACCCGAGCCGCGUAGGCGUCCUGCUGGACUGCGAUAACAGUACUGCUAUCUUCUACAACGUACAGGACCGUGCGUACCCCAUCCACACCUUCGUCUUUCCUUUCUCCGAAGCCGUGUAUCCAGCAUUCUGGAUCUUUUCCAGCGGCUCUUCUAUUACGCUUUGCAAACUAAAUAAUUAACGGCGCUUUAUAACCGUGUAGCGGUGGUGGGCGACGUAAGGGUGUAAAUGCCGUUAAAAAAAUAGAGCCUGCAUUAAUCAGCAAUUUGUGUGCUUGCUCUAAAACAAAUCCCUAUACAGUAUAUUCCUGAGAUAUGAAAAAAAUUAAAAAGCUUUAAAAAAUAUUUAGUGAUAACUAUAAACAAACUGUUUGAAAUCAAUGGUUGUGGUGAUUGUAGGACGUUAUUUUAUGUUUUGUUGAUUCUUAUCAAAGGGAAUCUUGAAUUUUAUUCACAAGGAGCUGUGAAUAGAAGAGCAAGAGAGUAGUUACCCUCACGUUCACACUAGCAAACAACAUUUAGAAGCGACAUUCCAAUCGAGAUUUUCUCAAUUCUACACAAAUUAGGUAUAACAUGUUAAACAAGCGACAAACGUAAACUACCAGCUCGAAUGAUUCCUCAGACCGACCCUACGGUGAGCAUGGUCCGGUGUUUCUUCAGUUCCACACUCACAAAUUUAGUUCCUACCUACAGUUAGUUCCUAUUUACUGUUUGAACUACAAAACGUAUAACUGCCGUUUCAUUUUAUCCAGAUAUACAUUAUGACCUCUCAUUAAUGUGUAUAGAGACGUUACGAAGAAAAAUACAGUUUGGAAGGAAGUAACAGAGAUCGUUGUUGCCUCUGGUGAGUGUACUUGGCUAGUACAGGUAGCAUACUUUGCUAAUCUAAUCCUAUAACAAAGCUGGUAUGCAGCAGAGUAUUUAACGUAACUCUACCAAUUUUGGAUUUUCACACUGAUUAGUGCAUUAUAUAAACUGUAUAGAUAUCAAAAAUGCUGAAAAGCCAUGCCCACAAGCAAACUACAAGGGAUACAAGUGACUUUUCACUUUCUAGUGUGAAUGUAAAGUCUGCUUGGACUCGGAAUAUCGUUUCUGCAGAAAAGCCAAUGGUGAGGAAGUCAGGCAAAUUAGUAAUCCAAAGCUUUCUGAAUGCUAGAAGUUUGGAUGCUUACUUCUCUUAUAUGGAUAAGAUAUAAUGCUACUGGUUUAAAGCAGUAUUCAUUCAUAUAUCUACAUAUGUAUAUUUCAUCAGUCGCUGGCCUGCAGUUCAUUGCUGAUGAUCAGCUCUUGUUUGUUCAUUGAGAGUUGACUCAUACGCUUCACCCUCCACAAACAGGUUUUAUUGCCAGUAGACAAACCAGGGCGAAGUCUACAGCUUGCGUGCUUGAGAGCAGAAAAAUAAAUAACCAGCUCUGGUGACGGUGAUCGUGAAACAUCUCUGGAAGUGUGGAAUAUGGGAAUCUUACUUCACACGUCCGUGUUUCACAGUUUUACAUCUCUGGUGUGAAAGUUGAGGUGAAAGUGAAAGGUACCUUUUCGGCAUUUUAUUGCCUUGAACAUAGGGGUGCCAUUAUUUUACACACACACCCAGGAGAGACGUUGCAUCCCUUAAAUCAAGAGUGAUGUCACAUUUAAAAAUGGAGCACAAACAGGCAUGUGUCGAUGUUCAAUUUUUGUGUAACAGUAAUAAAAACAACAACAGCGACAGCUAUCAUGGAUUAGAAUGUCCUCAAUAUCAUUAGAUUUCCUAAAUCAUCUGGUAAACUGUAUGGAUUGGGUUCUCCAAGACAUUUACCCAGAAAUUUUGUAUCCUGACCUCUAAAUAGGAUGGAUUUCCCUUUAGGUAAGGUUCCUAAGUACACGCUUAGAAGAUUUAGCAGCCUUAAAGGUUCUUCGGUUGACCCUCUGGGGUUGAUGAUUCCAUGUAAAACCCUAUAACAGAGGGUUUCCCUUUUAGAGCAGCUUCCAAGUAGAGGAGGAAUGGUUUAGUUAGUGCCAUGUAAUGUACAGCUUUAAAACAAAUAAGGAAAUUUCUAUUGUGAAAAUGUAGAACCCUUAAGGGUCCUUUGACUGUCUCAGUUUCAUGUAGAACCAACAGGGGUUUCCUUUAAAUAAAUGGUUUAAUUAAUGGUUUCCACCUACACUACACUCUUUACAACCCUGUGGGGAAACCCUUGAUGGUUCCAUGCAUGUAGAGAGUUUCUCUUUAAAAAAAAGGACUCUAAGUUGAAGCACUUUAGGAAAUCAAUAACUCUUAACUAUCGAAAGAAGCCUUAAAGAACCAUUUUGUUUCUAAGAGGAUAGAGGUGGAACAAUUUAGCUUUUUCACCAUGUCAUGUAGAGCUUUAAAUCAUAUAAUGAAAUUUGUAUCACACUAUUAGAUAAUGACCUGGUUUGUCUAUCUUUUUAGGAAGCAAAGAACCCUUCAUUAUCCAGUGACCCUUAAAGUGUAGAAGUGGAGUGGGGUAAAGAAGGUAGAGAAGAUUUAGCUUGAUUCUGUAAAACUUUUUGUAAAAAAUAAUAAUAAUAAUAAUAAUUUUUUUCAUUAUGCUUUUACAAAUUAUAGAACCUUUAUGGGCUUUGUGUGCAGAACCCUACUACAAAACUGAUUAGGAAGUGGUUUAUCUGAAGUACAACCUUUUUAGGAAGCUAAGAACCCCUAACUAUCUAAGGAACCUUUAUUUCUAAGUAUGUAGAUCCCAAUUGGACAGUUAGAUCCGUUAAGGCUGGUGAAGGAACAACUGUCUGUAGCUGCUACCACUCUAUACAUGGACUCUUCCAACAUGCUUAAAUGCACAGACCUCAGCUUUGGAGUGUGAUGAGAUGAAACGAACUGCUUUAUGUAACAUGACUGUUUUUGUAUUGAUAAUGUAUCGUAGAAAUGUCUUCAAGUAUUGUGAUACAGUAUUUUUAUCGUAUCAUCGCCUAGUGUGGAGUAGAAACCAAAAUAGUGUGUGUGUGUGUGUGUGUGUGUGUGUGUGUAUGUGU
Molecule: messenger RNA, 5051 nt
Organism: Ictalurus furcatus (blue catfish)
Lineage: Eukaryota; Metazoa; Chordata; Actinopteri; Siluriformes; Ictaluridae
Gene: trim25
Product: tripartite motif containing 25
Exons: 13
Coding region: 116-2245 (709 amino acids)
Molecular function (GO): protein binding; zinc ion binding
Source: RefSeq, a predicted model, not a curated record